AUGGACCCUCUUAAGCAAGGUGCUCUUAAUAGGAUUGAGAAUUCUGUCUAUAGAACAGCCUUCAAGUUACGAUCCAUGCAAACUCUUUGCCAAUUGGACUUGAUGGACAGCUCCUUGAUUCAGCAAGUUCUAUUGUGUGAACGAUUUGGGGAGAACAUGGAGAUCUCCCUUUCUAUACAUCAGCUCUUUCAGGAGCUCCAGGUGCUGUUUCAGAGAACUGGGAUGGGAAAGCCAGCACAAGUGCAUCCAAGAGCUCCGGAACUCACUCUGAGCCUUCUCAUGGCCAUGUAUGACAGCACAGGAUCGGGUGUUCUCAAGCUUCGGCCCGUGGCUGCUGCUCUGGUUGCCCUCUCAGGGGACAGCCCUCUUACAAAAUACAGAGCUUUUUUUCAGCUCUAUGCAGAAAACAACAGGAGAGGUGAUGACUCCCGAGCCCGCAUGACUCGGAGGGUUUUGCGAGCCUUACUAACAGAUCUACAGCAGAUACCGACUGUCGUGGGAGAGAGCUGCACUUUGUGUCCUGUGGAAAGUGCUGUCCACAGCUGCUUCCAAGGGGUGUUGAGCUCUGGAAUCAAGGAGGAGAAAUUCUUGUCUUGGGUACAGUCUGAGCCUCUGAUUCUUCUAUGGCUCCCGACCUGCUACCGACUGUCUGCCUCAGAAAUGCUCACUCACCCUGUGAGGUGCAGCAUAUGCCGAACCUUCCCAAUCAUAGGACUGAGAUACCGCUGUCUGAAGUGUCUCAACUUUGACAUCUGCCAGCUGUGUUUCUUAUCUGGUCUCCACAGGAAAUCCCACCAGAAGUCACACACCGUGAUGAAGGACUGUGUCCAGAUGUCAGCAAAGGAGAACACAAAACUCCUCUUCAGGAACCUCAGAAGCAGCCUGCCCCAGAAAGGCAGCAGGACAGGAGCCAUGGGGAGACAGCGGCUGCUGGGCCAGCUCGCUCCAAGAGACACAGCUAGCCAUGCGCAGGCCAGGCUCCUUAGAAAACAGUUAAAUAGAUACAAACACAAAUUGCAAGACACAUACACCUUACAGGAGGAACAGAAUUGCAGAUUUGAAAUAAAGAUUCGGGAGCUCGCAACCAACCAGGAUAACAUAUGGAUCAAGCUACAGCAGAUGAGACAAGACCUACAGGCUGUAUUGCAACCAUGCCAUCCUUCACUUUCAUCUCAAAACACAGCAUCCAAGAUUGCCCAUCCUUUACCUGAUGAUGGGCUAUGGAGAGGAGGGAACUCGUCCCACAUCAAGAGUGUCACUAGGGUUGGUCCGGAAUGGGAACUUCUCCCUAACUCUACCAAGGCUGACAGAAAUCACAAAAGUCAAGCAAGUUCGGGUGAAGCUCUACCAGACUCUGAACCCCCAGAUAUCAUUUUGCAGAGUACCAGGACACAAAAUCCCCCACAAAAGAUGCUAAGGGAAGUCCAUACCUCCCCAUCAGCUUGCCAGGAGGUGCUGAAAGACAAUCCCCAUAUUCUCCCUGCUGAAGUGAGCAGCCAUGCUCUGGCACCUUCAGCAGGGGAAGAGACAGACCACAUCAGUGAGAAGACUGAUGUGGAAGAAGAGGGACUACAAACACUGCUGCCCAGACUCCUGGAUGCCUUCGACCUAGACACAACAUCAGAUCCAAAGCCUUCAGCAGACACGGAGCUGUAUGGUAGAGCUGAACAGUUGUGCAGGGCUUUCUCUGCCCUUGUGGAUCAAAUCACCUUACCCAGCGUGGAGUGA
Messenger RNA from Mesocricetus auratus (golden hamster), 1728 nucleotides. It is a transcript of the gene Dytn, whose product is annotated as dystrotelin. Gene Ontology annotation, molecular function: zinc ion binding. The coding region runs from base 1 to 1728 and encodes 575 amino acids. The record is from RefSeq and is a predicted model, not a curated record. The transcript is spliced from 12 exons. Gene Ontology annotation, biological process: synaptic signaling. Gene Ontology annotation, cellular component: plasma membrane. Lineage: Eukaryota; Metazoa; Chordata; Mammalia; Rodentia; Cricetidae.